Messenger RNA from Suillus fuscotomentosus, 1435 nucleotides. RefSeq lists its product as uncharacterized. The record is from RefSeq and is a predicted model, not a curated record. Bases 1 to 1176 code for a protein of 391 amino acids. NCBI's taxonomy places the organism in Eukaryota, Fungi, Basidiomycota, Agaricomycetes, Boletales, Suillaceae. The transcript has 2 exons.
AUGGUGCCUUUGUAUGCUCUCCAACGAAUCGAUCUUUACAAUUGGGGCCGAGACAAAGAAUCCCUCCCAGUUCAAGUUCAGGUUCAGGGGAAGCGAUGCCACGAUUUUGAAAACAAGGAUGAAAAAUUUGGAGAGGUGGAUUUGUUGCUUCACACUAGUCACGAUGAAAGAGUGACGCACUACGGACUGCAAGGACGGUCCACCAAUGUGGUUCCUAUCACCAGCGAAUCGCUCACGAAGAAACACAGUAUCUUCCAGGAUGUGAUGGUCAAGAUUAUCUGGCGAGAGGCGAGUCGCACCAGCGAGCCGGACAUCUUGGGCAAGGUUAAAGAGACUGCUGAGGCGCACGAUACCGUCAAAGACCAUACUCCCCAGCUGCUCUGGCACCACAAGUUCACGAAUCCCACGUCCGUCAUUCAAGAAGCGCUCGGUGUUCCGGAACCCACUACAGGCAGUCGCGUGCUCUAUAUUCUUGUAUUCCGCAAGCUCCUCCCCAUCACUCAGCUUCACGGCAAAGAGCUUUUUGACGUCUGGCGUCAGUGUAUUUCAUGGGUAUACCAUCGAGAUGUCAGUCCUGGAAACCUGAUGUGGUAUUGGAGAAACGGCAAGCGGAUAGGCGUUUUGAACGACUAUGAUCUAUCCUCAUUGGCGGAUGACCCAGGUCCUAGGGGCAACGAGCGCACGGGCACGGUACCGUUCAUGGCGCUCGAUCUUCUCACCAAAGAUGAUCAGCAAGGCACAGUCAAACACCUAUAUCGCCACGAUCUAGAAUCGUUUAUGUGGGUUUUCGCCUGGAUUUGCUUGCGUUAUAGGCAGGGAGUCCUACUACGGAGAUUGCGCCCUCUCGACGAGUGGGCGACUUCAGACGCUAUUGCAUGUUGCAAGGAGAAGUUAGACUUCCUCCACAAUCUGACCCCUUUUCCGCCCUUGGACAUAGACAAGCUCACAUGGGGAGUCCUCGUGAACUGUAUGUUGGUGCUUAAAAGGGAUGCCGACAACCGAUACUAUCUUCGCUUUACAUCGAGUUCGGGAGAAAGCCAGCAGCCCAAUGCCGAGGACUCGGAUCUCGAUGCUUUUCUAUCCAAAUUUACCAGCCUAGAUCAUUGGGUUGAGCUCAGCAAACCUGAGAAAUUUUUUAUACCCUGCAAACGGUGUUCUGCGCAUCGAUACUUGUAACUUUCAGUCAUGGACUCACGAUACAACAACGUUACUCCAGCGUUUGUCCCCACCUAAUUAUUUCCCCAUUUGUGACCUUUACUUGGUUUCGGCCACACAUCAUUUUUCGACAGAGAUCUAAAGUUGCUCAUGUCUAGCGUCGCGUGUCAAGGAUAGAAGUGGUACGCUAUGUACUCCCAGUGUAUUUGGAAGUUGAAUGGUCUAGCAUAUGUGUAACAUCAUGGCGAUGGACGGGCCGUCAGUGCUCGCUUUUGAAGAG